Messenger RNA from Saccostrea cuccullata (small rock oyster), 1185 nucleotides. RefSeq names its product beta-1,3-galactosyltransferase 1-like. Gene Ontology annotation, molecular function: hexosyltransferase activity. Gene Ontology annotation, cellular component: Golgi membrane. The record is from RefSeq and is a predicted model, not a curated record. The annotation marks the transcript as partial. Lineage: Eukaryota; Metazoa; Mollusca; Bivalvia; Ostreida; Ostreidae. The transcript has a single exon.
CAAUUAAUUGAUAGUUACCCUGACCAUACGAGAGAAUGGUUUAACAGGACUACUGCCAAAAAAUUCAUCCCCGUAGGACCACAUCCUAAUCUCACUACACCCAUCAUAUCUAAUACUCAUAUAUGUAACUCAUCGGAGGUAGAUAUCUUGAUUUAUUUUCAUAGUUUAUGGAGUCAUUUCGAGCACCGUAGAAUACUUCGCGAGUCCUGGGCCAAUAAGAACGUGUUCUCAGACAUCAAAGUGAGAACAAUUUUCAUUCUUGGAAAACCACCGACCAAGGAGGAGCAGUUAAUGAUAGUGAACGAGAAUUUGAAUACUCGGGAUAUCGUGCAGGGUAACUUUGAAGAUACUCACGGAAAUUUAACACUUAAAAGUAUGCAAGCCAUGCAGUGGAUAAAUGACAACUGUUUACAUGCCAAAUACAUCGUCAAAGCUGACGACGAUAUGUUCAUCAAUAUAUUCGCCAUGACUGAAUUUCUUGUAUCCCAAAUCUUUCAUAAGAAUAAAGUGAUUAUGUGUUCCCUCAAAGAGAAUAACACCAGUGUGAUAGUUAGGGACCGCAACAGUAAAUGGUUUGUUCCGGAUCAUAUUUACAAAGGCCAAAAAUAUUAUCCAAAAUUCUGUGGCGGAUUUUUUGUUCUCUUUUCUUCGGAUCUCGUGCCUGAGCUUUAUAAAUUUACAUUUACUUCACAAUAUUUUUCCAUAGACGAUGCUUAUCUCUUUGGAAUGGUGCUCGGACAAGUGAAAGACGUCCGUUAUGAAGACAUUGGAGGUGCUCUAACUUUGAAUUUAAAGUCCGGACUUGAAGAGUAUAAUGGUAGUGGCCCACUCAUUCACGUGGGCGUCCUGGCGUGGGACGACGGGGGAAUAGAGCAACUCUGGCUGGCGACCCUCUCUAAGAUGACUCGGUGGACGAGGAACCACGCAAACAUUGCUAUGGUACAGGAGGCAAUGAGGAAAGCAGCGGGACAGCAUUUCAUAUAGAAUCGUAAUUAUAAUAAGUAUAAUGGGACUUCACAGGAGUGAAAGUGAGAGUUGAUGGUUUGCAUGUUUUGUAGCUAACAGGAUUGAUUAAUUGAGUAUGUUUAACUUGGGGCAUAAUUUAAAAAAUGUGAUCGAUUUUGUAUUUUGAGUUUCUGUAAUCAUACUCCCUGUUAUGAAUAAAAUUUUGUUUAGAAUUUAAAA